Messenger RNA from Lingula anatina, 3031 nucleotides. RefSeq lists its product as uncharacterized. Gene Ontology annotation, biological process: interstrand cross-link repair; negative regulation of double-strand break repair via homologous recombination; positive regulation of double-strand break repair via homologous recombination. Gene Ontology annotation, cellular component: Fanconi anaemia nuclear complex. Lineage: Eukaryota; Metazoa; Brachiopoda; Lingulata; Lingulida; Lingulidae. The record is from RefSeq and is a predicted model, not a curated record.
GGACAGCGGUUCGUACAAACCUCAUCUAUCUUGAACUAGGCCGACAUUUGUGCCCUUCGUCGCUUAAUAUGGCCACCAAAUCACACUAUUUCACUACCUGUGAUGGAAAACUGCUUACACUUUCUUGGGGAGGACGAGGAAAUAACGAUCUUUCUGAAAUAAGAGGUACUUUUUACAACUUUGAUCCUGCAACUUGCAGGUUUUGUGGUGACGCGGAAAGUGGCUCUCCUGUAUAUAUUUCAUAUAACCCUGGAGUGAAUUUUGAUGUUCUGAAAGUUGGCAAGGUUAAAGAAAUUUCAACAGGACAAAACAUAAACUGCAUUCUUCUUCAAAGAUCAGAGAGGAAAGUAAACCAGGGGCACGUUUAUUAUGUGAUUACAACAAGUGAAAGCAACUUCAUUUGCAUCAGAAAGUUUUCUGACAAACAAAAUCUCUCUCAGCUGCUUUUGUUAAACUCAGAGGAAUUACAGUUAUUUGAUGGACCAAAUGUGCUAUGGAUUGAAGGCCUAACUGUAUGUUUUACACAUAAUUACCCAAAUUCAACAAAUACUGUUGUCUGUAAAGUGGAUUUACCUGUACACGUUUCAGCACUUUUGGAGUUUAAGUGGGCUUCAUUGAUCCCUGACUCAUGGGAUUCACAGGUGUACAUUCUUUGCAAGACCCAGAGCAGUGUUAAAGAGCAUGAAAGGAUGGAUCAGGACAUUUCUGAUAGUGACAGUGAAGACGACUGUUUUAAAUUUUAUGGCUUUAUCAUCAAGAAAAAUGGUGCUGCCUUUUCUAGAAGUGUGGAAGACAAAGUUAGUUUUGUUGUAGAACAAACCCCAACAAACUUAUUUCCAGACAUAUAUGCAGACAUAAUAUGCUGUAUGACAGUGCAGCACUUAAGCACUCCCAAAAGGGCAAGUCUGUCAGAAUUGUCAGCAGAGUAUAUAACCCAGACACAUGCCCAGUCUUCAGAUAUGGACACUAGUUAUUCUGCAAAUACUUUCAGUUCAGAUGCUUUUGCUUGCACAACUCAUGGUCAGCUGCUGCAGUUUCAAAAUGGACUUGUCCACAGAUGCAUCCAAAUGCCUUUUAAUGAUGCUGUUGAUGUGAAAGUGGUUGAGACCAUGGGUGGUCAGUGUUAUGUGAUAGUGGCUUCUGCAACUGGACAGUUGAUUGUCUACGAUGAGCUUCAUUUAAAGCAGGUAGAUUUGUUCCAAGAUGUCAAGAAAGUUUUGGUGGAUGAUUUUAUUGGAUGUGGCUCAGACCAAGUAUUGCUGGUGUACAACAAUGCAGAUGGUACAGAGGGCAUGGUCACUCAGUUCCUGCUGACAGAUUUUUGCCUGCAUAAAUUUGAUUCUGAACAGGUGAAUGCAGAUAUUGAAGUGCCCUGCACUGAUCAUGAGGAAAAUCUCCAAAGAACUGCACAGGCUCUGGAAGCCAGAUUGCAGGCUGGCCUGUCAGCAGUAAGGGAGGCAGAAUAUUUGUGCAGGAAGAAGCAGAGUUUGAUAGAACGCACAUGCCAGAAUAUAGAGAAUAUGAAUCUGGGUAGAAAAGUGCCAAUCACUUGUGAACCACAUCUUGUACAUCUGGUGGGUCCAGUAAGGGAAGCUGAUCAUGGUGAUAAUACAGGUACCAGUUCCUCUGGUUUGACCAAAGGCUAUCAGUGUCUAGACACCCUUGAAGUGAGGGAUACCUGGCAGAGAUUGGUUCAUGAGAAGUGGGUGAUUGGUGUUGAUCUGGAAAAUGUGUCAGAAAUUGAUUGCUGUGACAUCUGGAUUUCUAUUGUCCCUUGUGCCAGUAGUAAUGUGCAGCACAUGGAAUCUCAUGCCAAAGUCCAAGCUUUAUCAUCAAAGAGAGAGAAAUUAAAUCACCAUAAUUUUGAUGGAGGCUCAAUUCCAGAAAAGAGACUGAAAUCUCAGAUGGAUUCAAAGAAAUCCAAACAGUGUCUUGUUCAUGGGGAAGAGAUUAGUGUUGCUGCUUGGGCAGAAAUUCCACAAUUUGGUGUCAACCCCCAAGUCAGUUGUAACUUGAUUCUCCAUUGGUCAGAGAGUGAUCAUGGUAACCAUGGUGCUGACCCAGUUAGGAAGUCAUUCAUGAGAAUCUGUGGUCAGGUGACACUAAGUUUUCAAAAUGUUGCUGACAUUGGCAAUGACAAAUUUUAUGUCAGAAUGAGAGAGAAAGAUCUGAAAAAACUUUCAGAUACUGAAAUCUCCAGAAACAUCUUAGCUUUAGACGUAGUGCAAGAAACUUUUCCUCUUCAGUUUAAGUCUACUGUCUCCAGUCUUGCUAAUCUGCCAUCUUGGAUCCAAAAAUCUGGUCUGGUAUAUGUAGCAUAUUUAGAAAGCUAUGCUGGGGACGCCGAGGGACCUUUUCAUCAUAUAAGGGUCAGGGUUGUGCAUCUGGAGAGGCACAGAGCUACAGUGGAAGUAAAUGCAUGGGAUCAAAAUCAGCUGCUGCUUCUAGUCCAUACCCUGUAUGGGCAUCUCCCAGAUGAUGUUAUUAUCUUACCAUAUCACCAUGGUGACACCAAAAGGGUUGCCAUGGAAACUGUGCUUCAUCACAUGACAACAGAGCAGGCCAAAAUUAGGGAGUCUUUCAUGCAGCUUAUAAAGGAUGCUGAGAAAGAAAAGAGUCAGAAAUCUGCAGUUUCACAACAGGUUGAAUUGACAAGUGAAGGACUCGAUGAAAAAAUGGAUAUUAGUGACAAAGAUCCUGCUAAAGUUCGUGAUGAAUUUCAAAGACAGCAAAAACAUACAAUGGGCAGUGGUUCUGGUGAAAUUGUUGUUGAUGGGGAAAAAUAUUUAGAGGCUAUGAAAGGCAUCCUCGAUUUGCAGAUGUUAACUGACCAUGCAAUGUGUUCUUACACAGAAAAAUAAUCAUUUGAUUUAAUUGUUUGAUUUAAUUGUUUAAAUGUAUAUAUCUAGUUAAUUGACAUAUGAACAUUUGAACACGUUGAUAUUUUAUCCAUUUUAAGAAUCUUUUUUACUAUUUUGAAGAUCUUUGUAUAUUUGUGAAAAGAUACAUUAAAGAUAUGUUGGUUUACUGA